Nicrophorus vespilloides is the source of this 1604-nucleotide messenger RNA. RefSeq names its product sphingomyelin synthase-related 1-like. The coding region runs from base 115 to 1428 and encodes 437 amino acids. The transcript has 3 exons. Gene Ontology annotation, biological process: ceramide biosynthetic process. The record is from RefSeq and is a predicted model, not a curated record. NCBI's taxonomy places the organism in Eukaryota, Metazoa, Arthropoda, Insecta, Coleoptera, Silphidae. Gene Ontology annotation, molecular function: protein binding; ceramide cholinephosphotransferase activity; sphingomyelin synthase activity. Gene Ontology annotation, cellular component: Golgi membrane; endoplasmic reticulum membrane.
CAAUUAUUUGAACGUCACAUGUAGGUUAGAAUUGGUUAUAGAGAUAAAUCGAGGCAUUUAAAGAGAUGGUUUUAUGUGUGGUGGAUAUUAUUGUUCGUUAGUGAAACAUUGAAAAUGAGUGAAAUAUCAGUUUUAAGUUGGACAGAAAAAGACGUCGAAGAGUUUCUAAUACGGGAAGGUUUCGAUCAAUCCGUCAUAAUAAAACUUUGUGAUGAAAAUAAGGUGAAUGGGAAAUGUUUACUUUCCUUGAACGAUCAAGAUUUCCAAUUGGAACCCCUCAAAAACUUAGUGCUUCGUGAUAGGAAAUGUCUUUACGUUGCAGUGAAAACACUGCAACGUGAAAAUCACAAUCUGCUCAUAGAACUGGGCCUGCUCGAAUUGCAGUCAGUUAACUUAUACAGUCAUUCCAUUAAACAAGAGAGUGAAUAUUGUGAGUCUGAAAGAAUAUCUCCCCCAGCCUCUGAAGAUGGCAGGUCACAGCGUCUACCUCCAGAUAUAUGGAAAGCCUUCCUUAGUUUUUGCUAUGUUGUUUUUGUCACUUGGAUUACAGCUUUUGUAAUGGUUAUUGUACAUGACCGAGUACCUGACAUGAAGAAAUAUCCUCCACUUCCAGAUAUAUUUUUAGAUAAUGUACCUCAUAUAUCCUGGGCCUUUGAUAUGUGUGAAGUUACUGGGACAUUCUUAUUCACAAUUUGGCUUAUAGUCUUGUUAUUCCAUAAGCACAGGUUCAUCUUGAUGCGAAGAUUCUUUGCUCUCUCUGGAACCGUGUUUUUACUGCGAUGUGUCACCAUGCUGAUAACGUCUUUGAGUGUUCCCGGUGCUCAUCUACAAUGCGAGCCAAGGAACUAUGAGAUGCAGGAGACGACAUAUGAUCAUUUGAUAUUCAAAAUAUCGCAGGCGUAUUUUAUCUGGAGAGGUGCCGGAAUGUCGAUACAGGGUGUUCGCACCUGCGGUGAUUACAUGUUCAGUGGGCACACCGUCGCCCUAACUAUGCUCAACUUCUUCAUUACUGAAUAUACGCCGAGACACCUGUACUUCGUGCAUACUCUGACAUGGAUUAUGAACAUGUUCGGUAUAUUUUUCAUUUUGGCAGCACACGAACAUUACUCCAUAGAUGUUUUCGUCGCCUUUUAUAUAACAAGCCGUUUAUUUUUGUAUUAUCAUACUUUAUCAAACAAUCAGGCUCUGAUGCAGCGCGAUUCGACCAGGACACGGAUUUGGUUUCCAUUAUUCUCUUAUUUCGAAUCCGGUGUUGAUGGUAUCGUGCCAAAUGAGUUUGAAAGUCCGGCCGAAAUUAUGAGCAACCUUUACAGUUUCCUGAGCAUGAAAUUGAAUGUAUUCAAAAUUUGUGAAGUACAGAAUAAUACAAAUAAACAGUCUGAUAGUACUGGCGCUGGGAGUAGUGAAUUGGAUAGAAAGACAAAAUAACGUUGGUUUACUUAGAUAAUUAUUAGUUCGAUACGGAUCACGUCUGCCAAAUCAUUUUUUUUUCCGAAUGAGAUAUGUAAAAGGCUAUUAUAGUUUGUAAUAAAUAGAAGUUUCGUUAGUUCUCCAGUAAGUGUUAUUAUUUGUAUUUUAUUAUUAUUAUUAUGUUAAUUGUUAAG